AUGGAUGACGAUGCGUCCCUAAGAACUGAGAAUGAGCGGGUUUAUCAAUUACGAAGAAAGAACUUCCAGAGAAAGCUGGUUUCAGAGGUUAGUUACUUUGGGUUUAUUAUCAUUGUGCUAUACUAUUUGAAAUAUGGCUGUACCAUUUGGACUCUGGUGCUAAGAACAGUCGUUCAAUCGCUACUAGCAGUACCGUUCCCGAGUGAGAUACAAAUACGAAGACUGUCACAAGCUAGAGAAAAUUCAGGCUCUGCUUAUCUUUCUACUAUUUCUGGAGCUAUGUCAACAGACACAGUGGAAAUGCCAGGUGCUUUUCCCUCGACCAGUACUCAAGAAACUGCUCCCAGAUCAGAGGAACAGAUAAAGAAGGAGAUUGACGGAGUAAAGAUUAAGAUUAGAAAUGUUCUAUUCCAUGCUUCGCUUACCAUCAAUUUUCUUUACCUUAUAUUUGCCCUAUUGUUCCCUACUAAUUUCGUGGGGAAACUAGAGGGCAAUCAUUUACGUGAAGAUGGAUUGACCAAUACCCCGUCGCCCUUCAACAACGCAAAUGGGCUUAUUCAAGGGGAACGUAAAGGCGGCUUCUUCUUGCAAAUGAUAGGAGAAGCCAUACCGCAGAGUAAUUUAAAGGGAAAUGUUGGAGUUAUUAUGUUCGAAUUUGCAAUUCUUUUUUGCCAAUUCAGCUUAUUUACGCUGACAUGUGUGAAUUUUGCCAAUCUUGACGAGUUGACCACCAAUGACGAAACCACUGAAGAUAUGAACUCCCACAGUGAUGGGUAUGAUGGCAAAGUCCAUGUAACUCAAAUUGACCCCAUAACAGCGAUCGACAAAACAAUGUCCUCCUCGAUAGAGUCGCAGCGGGAGCCACAAGCCCUGGUUUAA
Messenger RNA from Torulaspora delbrueckii, 879 nucleotides. RefSeq names its product Gld1p (gene GLD1). Bases 1 to 879 code for a protein of 292 amino acids. NCBI's taxonomy places the organism in Eukaryota, Fungi, Ascomycota, Saccharomycetes, Saccharomycetales, Saccharomycetaceae. The transcript has a single exon. The record is from RefSeq and is a predicted model, not a curated record.